Messenger RNA from Ascochyta rabiei, 1137 nucleotides. RefSeq lists its product as uncharacterized. The record is from RefSeq and is a predicted model, not a curated record. The coding region runs from base 1 to 1137 and encodes 378 amino acids. Lineage: Eukaryota; Fungi; Ascomycota; Dothideomycetes; Pleosporales; Didymellaceae. The transcript has a single exon.
AUGGUCGUCCUGCUAUUGAUUACAGUGCUUUCUGCGCUGCCUGCUUUCGGAGCUGUUAUCGCUCGUCACGAAAGCUACGCUGAGAUGUUGUCUACUGUUCUCUACACAAAGAACAUGACUGUAUCCAGAUAUCCUCAGACUUACAACCCCACAGUUACCUCUCAACUUCUGGCUUCAAGUAAUUCAACAAAGACUAUAUAUGUCACAGAGACUGUCGCGAUUGCUCUUCCAUCUAGCAGAAUUGAAAGCAACGCCCCUUACGACUUUCCAAACGCAACGUCCAUAAUAAUAUGUGCUGCGUAUAGUACCGGCAUGCGCAAACCUUCUCCUUCUUCAUCAGGCCAUGCUUGUCCUGCUCCGACGCCUCAUCCUCCAACAACAGCUCCAUGGAAUGAUUUAUGGUCAAUUCACUGGCCUGAGUCGCGUAUUUCGAACAGCAGCGCUGCUGUGACAUUCACGCAGAAACCUGCAAGUAAUUCGAGCGUCACUUCGUCGUCUACAAGCGCAGCACCCGUGACACCGAUCGUGACAGCUCGUCCUGAUCAGCCAGUAAAGCACUCUUCUACAACCGUUCAAGUCAUUCUCAUCAUCACAAUGACGACACCAAUACCUUUACAAGCUCCUGUAGCGCCAGUACAAAGCAUUCACGGAGCAAGCAGUGACCUGAAAUUCGGCAGCACGGAUGCUGAUAUGCUUGAUCCGGUAUAUUUCGGCCCAACAGACACACAAACCUCCACUAUCCACAUCACCAUUACAGCCAGCAUACCGCCACCGAAACCACGCACGUCUCCUCUGGAACAAUCUGCAGUCACGUCAGAGGUUACAUCGAGUUUGGUCAAGACCGUCAGGCUGCCUUCGCCCACACCGCAGUCGAGCCAAACUAUAGAGCCCUCGCAGACGCCGGAGCCCUCGAGCGCACCGGAGUCGAGCUUGAAUGCCGUGCACACCACGAUACUUUCUGCGGAUCCACGCUGUCCAUAUCCGUUUCCCGGCGUGUACUGCGGCAAGCCCAAGACGACGCUGGUCAGCGAGACUAGGCGCGAGACGGUGUCUGCAACCCAUGCGACGGCUUCUAUGGGUGGGAAUGAGAAGCCGAAAGUGUCUGUGUCGUGUCCCUAUCCUGGGCAGGCUUGUUGA